AUGAGUCAUAGAGUACAACUUCUUUUGGGUGCAUACCAUAUGACAUUUCCUUUGAAAAGUGUUGACAAAACGAUUGAGAUGAAAUCUGUUCCAUACGUAUGUUAUGGCAAUUGUUUGUACAUUGAGUCUAAAAUAGCUAAUGUCACAGGCAUUUCAGGAGUUAAUAGUAAAGGUUCAGUAGAAUAUAAAUCCUUCUGUUAUGCAGUCAAUUCAAUGUUCAUUCCAAAUGUUCCUGUCAUAGCAACUCAUUUAGGUAAAUGGGUUCGCAUUAGUCCUCAUAAUUUGAAAGACAUGCAAUUCAGACUAGUUGACUUUCAAGGCGAGCCUGUAGAACUGAAGGCACCAGUGCGAAUGACUGUUGAAGUUGACUUUUUAGAAAAUAUUAAAUGCAACAGCUUACAAGAGAACUCAGAGCUAAAAAUAUAA
This is a messenger RNA of Trichomonas vaginalis G3, 426 nucleotides long. RefSeq lists its product as uncharacterized. Bases 1 to 426 code for a protein of 141 amino acids. The record is from RefSeq and is a predicted model, not a curated record. The transcript has a single exon. Lineage: Eukaryota; Parabasalia; Trichomonadida; Trichomonadidae.